UAGCGGACCAUGGGGAGCAGGGGAGAAGUUUUUAUACUGAUAUGUUAGCGCAAUGACUUUUUGAGUAAUAUUCAACUGGGACUAAGCUCCCGGUGUGAGGAGGACAGGGUGCUUUACGGAAACAACAACAUCAACAACAAAAAAAGGCAGUCUGCCGGGGCACGGGAAAGGAAAGCAAGACGACUUAAAAGUUGAGACCAGUCCAACAAUCAGCGGUGGAAAAUCCAGUUUAGCCAUUUUAAUUGAAAGAUGAGCUUGUUGUCUGCCAUAGACACGAGUGCCUCCGUGUACCAGCCCGCGCAACUUCUUAACUGGGUCUAUCUCUCCUUGCAAGACCCCCACCAGACCAGCGCCUUUGACGCGUUCAGACCCGAACCCAACUCUUCCCACCCGGAUCUCAGCUUCAGCAAGACUCCCGCAGCGGCGGAUUUGAGCUCUUCCCUGAACUCCAACUGUCUCAACAACUUCUUUCAGAUACAACGAAAUGAGGCCUUAAACAACAAUGUGUAUAAGAAUGUCUCGCCCUACGGCUCCCUGAACAACAUCGUGGAUGGACUCAACUCCCUGACGGACCAUUUUUCAGACCUUUCCCUUUCUUCAGAGCCACGAAAACCCAACAAAAGACCCCCGCCCAACUACUUGUGCCACCUGUGCUUCAACAAGGGCCAUUACAUCAAGGACUGCCCUCAGGCCAGACCCAAAGGUGAAGGACUGACACCCUACCAGGGGAAAAAAAGAUGCUUCGGAGAAUACAAGUGCCCCAAGUGUAAGAGGAAGUGGAUGAGCGGCAAUUCCUGGGCUAACAUGGGACAAGAAUGUAUCAAAUGCCACAUCAAUGUCUAUCCACACAAGCAGCGGCCUUUAGAGAAGCCAGAUGGCCUGGAUGUGUCAGACCAGAGUAAGGAGCACCCACAACACCUGUGUGAGAAAUGUAAAGUCCUGGGCUACUACUGCCGCCGUGUGCAAUAAUUGUCUUUAUCCAGAGGGAAAGAGGAACUCUUGUGUCCCAAGUCCUGUCGCCUGGCAUCCUCCAUGCCCAGAUCACAUCCAGGUGUUCCCUCAAUCCAGCCCUGCACAGGUCUUCCCCUCUGUAUCCCCUCUUAUCUAUAAAUGGUUUUUCUAAUUCUGUCUUUUUUUCCUGGUGCCUUCCUUCGCCACCACCGCAGUCCUUUCUUUCUGCAACCCAUGUAACACUUAUUUCAGUGUGUUAAUCUGUCAAUGGUGGUAUUGAAAGAUUACAUCCAGAAAUGAAGAGAAAACAUUUACAAUGGAUCAAUUUCUUUAUUUGCUUUUCAUCAAAGGCAAAAAUUUGCCUUUGAUUUGCCUAUAUAUUAGAAAAUGCAUUACUCCAAGGUAAUGUUACAAACAGGAAAUGAUCAUAUAGAUGAAUUAGCACCAGGCAUGUAUUGCAAUGUUGUCACUGACAAUAUGGUGUUCUCAAUACAUUACCUCACCGUGGGGUUUGUUGGCUUUGUGUUUACAGAGAUCUCCUUUCCAUUUAAUUUCAUUUAACCUGUGCCUCCAAACAAUGAUAUAAUAUAAAUGGAGGCCUUUGAUGUCUUGCCGUACUGGGGUCAGCAGCACAUCGUAUUAACUGUGAAUUAACUGAGGGAUAAAGUGCCAUACAUCCCUAGCUUACAUUUGGUAUAUUUAUUUUCUUUCUGUCUAGUGUGCAAUUAAAAUUUUAACUGGGACAUAAAGAAUUUCUUUUUCUAUGUUUGUAUAUUACAUUAUUAUGUAACUGCUUCCAUGGGUCUUUAGAAACUACUGUAGGUUCAGUUGUGUAGAGUUGCUCUUCGGCUACAUUUAGCACAUUGCUGACAGAUCCAGUUUCAUUCACCUGCCCUGGAGUAUUUUUGUUGCCUUUUAGAUUUGCAGUUUUCUGCAACGCGUCAAAGACAGAGUUGCUAGACAGAUUAAUUCUGUUAUUGUAACUUUAAAUUCAAAAAUAAGGGUCGGCUAAGUAGAAACCACAGGACAAACAACAGCUUCUACCCAUACAUGGUCCUUUCGGUUUUUUUAGAAAAUGAACUAUUUGCCACAGUCUGAGCAUUAGCAUAGGCAUUAGCAUUGCUAAACACAAUUUUAGAAGUUAAUCUAGUUGGAGUCUAUUUGCAAAGUUUAUAAGAAAGAGUUUUGAGUUUGGAUUUUGUGCCAACUGACACCAGGUAGCCUUGACAGAGUUGUUGAAGCAAAAAUGUCAAAUUAACAAGGGCUAGCAUAGCGCCCUUCAAAACUAUGUCCAUCAACUAAUUGCAGUGCGAAGAGUGAGACGAGGGGAAGUGGAAAUGGAGGAAAUUCAAUAAGUCUUGAGUUGGUUAAGUUAAAGAAAAAAAUUUUAAAUGGAAAGUCUGAUCGGUUAAGUGUUAAUGUAUUGGAAGUGAGGGUUAAGUAUAUUGUUUCAAGGUGCCUAUUGUCACUGGUUAAGAAAGAAAACCCGUCGUGUUUAUGUAUAUCAUUGUGUAGAUAUGAAGCCCUUUAGAGGAAAUGAAUCUAGUUUUGAAUUACUGAAACAUGCCUUUUAAGGAAUAGGAAUUGUGAACUAUUUUGUAUGUACUGUAUUUCAAGCCUUACAGAAGCUGGUUGACUACAUUUUAUACUGUAACACACUUUUACGUGCCUUAAAAAGAUUUCAAGUAUCAAGGCUAAUGAGGCCAUAUGAAAAUUUGAAAAGAGCCAUUGGGGAGGUCUCAGAGGUGGAGCACUGUGUGUGUGUGGUAAUUGGGAUGCAUAGAAAGUUUAAUGGAGGUUCAAGAUGUGUCAUAGGACAAGAAAACGAUAAAGCCCCUACAUUAGCGGUUGACCGGGCAUGAUGGGUUUGACUCAGUUUUCUGAGCUUCCAGCUGGCAGUAACAAUCCUAAUAUGGUCUGUUUUCAUGGAAUCUCAACAAAGAUGUUAUUUCUCAGUGGAUCCUCACAACAGAACAGCUUGUGAAACUGUGGACCUUACUGUGUUUUUUCCUUAAUCUCUUGUAGUUAUGUUUAUCCAAAGAACCACAGCUUUUGUUGAAAAAUAUACAAGGUUACCGGCUGUAGUGGGAGUCAUAACAGUACAUUACCGUGGGUGAAAUUUAACUAAAUGCCAGGUUAAAGGGCACUCAAGUGAUGAGAGACUUUAACCAAGAGACAUUAAAAAUACAGGCAGCAUAGGCCUGUUUACUUUUGCUGUAGUUUCUAGUAUGUUAUUUUCCAUGAUGCACCACAGUAGCAUUGUUUGUAGACUACGUUGCCCAGUAAAUGUUGACAUAGUGGUCUUGUUCACACCUGGUGGUAACAUAUCUUUUGGGUGAUCUGAAAUGGACAGCUCUACAACACUUCACAUAUGAUAGAAUUUUACUUUUCCACUUUACGUCAAAUUUUAAUUUGCAGAGCUAUUUUUUUUUAAUUAAAUCUCAUAAGUGGCAGUGCACUUUCCAUUCCUUAUCAGCUGGAAAUCAACUGCUUAUAUAUGGGGCACCAGUGGAGUCGGUGGUGCUUUAGCGUUCUGCAGGAAAACCAGCUAACAGACUGCUAAAAGAAUGUGGCCGAAUGAGGUGAAGACCACCCAGGAAUGCGGUCUGAGUGACAGGAUCUCAAUAUAUCUUAGACCAUUUGCAUGUUUGUAAAGGUGUCCAUUUAUGAUCAGAUCACCUCUGAAUUUCAGGUGUAAAUCGGACCUUUAAAACUUGUUUUCCCAUCAAAUUUCACCGAAGCUAAGCUGAGAUAACUUGUGACUUCCCUACAGCUAUUUUCUCAGGCUUGAAGCUCCUCCUGAGCUUCCUAAAACAUUCAUGCGAGUAAACUAAUUUUGUGAGUAAAAUUAGUUGAGUGUCCCUUUAGAGGAAAGAUUUGGCGCUUGUACAGUCUCCUUCAAACCCAACACUGAUGGGAACAUUUUUUUCUAACUGUCCAUGUCUUUCUUUUUCUUUUGCAAAAUGACACUAACAGGUCAUUUAGAUCCUUUUUAUCCACAUUACACUGUAGUGAAAUAGACACCAAGGAUGCCUUAUGAAUUAACUUUAUAAAAAAGCUGAUUUGCAAAGUUCUGGCAGAGCAGAAAUUAAAUGCUGUCAGAGUUUGAUUCCGCCCAGAGAUGUUUUGAGGAAGCCAUUUUAAAUGGUUAAUAAAGAGCCAAUGGAAGCAGCUGAAGGAAUGCAUGAAAAAAAAAGAAUCUGCUUUUAGACAUAAUGUCUUGAAUUACAUAUACUUGACUUUUCUAGUACCUUUGCAGUUCAAAAUUGCUAUUUUCUAUGAACAAGAUGUGUAUUUUGGAACACUUAAUAGAUGUUGAAAAUCCUAAAGCAAUCUGCAAACUCAAGUUAUUUCCCUCACAAAGAUAUAGUUUUAUGUAUAUAUUUGAUGGCCAUAUUUUCCAAUAAAGUGUUAAGCAAUACUGAAGCUUUUUGUGUGAAAAAGGGCCUAUUGCUAAGAAAUAAUCAAAGCUGGGAGUUUUUUUUUCUUUUCUUUUGGUUUUACAAUAAUCUGAAGGGUUAUCCUGCAGAAGUAUUUAUGGAAAGACUUUUUACAACAUUUUUGUAUAGAAUAUGCAACAAAGUUACACUAAGAAGGAAAUAUUGAUGUCUACAUAGAAUAUUAUAAAAAGCUGGUACAUAAUUAAUACCCUUUCUCAAUUAUAAGCCAUUGUAUUAUUUUGUGUUUUCUUUUAUGAUGUUAUCAGUGUUAAAUAACCCAUGUUAUUCAGUUGCUAUGUGACUAAUUACAAGCAACAUUUAAAUCCAUACAGCCACAUGUAUUCAUUCUGUAAACAAUAAUAUGAAGAUAUAUUGUGUUAACAUGCAGAAUUAUUGUUUUUUCUUAAGUAGUGAUGGAUACUCACCACUGUAUAAGCACAUUAAACUGUGAGAUGUAGUUUGCUUAAAGCAGCAAUGACAAGAAACUAUUAUAAAAUGUUAGUAGUAGUUUAGGAAGUGUAUACUUUUUUUCAGGAAAGCGUGUGUGACAAAGAACUGUUUCAGAGUUUGCAUGUGCAUGUGUUUGGAUUUGAAUUAAGUAUUAUUUUGUGCAAUGUAUUCCUAUUUAAAUCCCUUAUCGUAGUUUGCUACAUCUUGUUUUUAACAUUAUCGUCAACCUCUGAUUAUUAGUCCUGAAGUAUUUCAUUUACCACCGAGUGUAGCCUCUACAAAUAACACAUAUUGAAUGUAAUGUGUUAACACUUACGUGGUCGAGAUGGAAAGUUUGUAUUCUUUACUGUCUGUAUUUCUCAAGAUGUUUGUAAUGCAGUAUUGCAAUAAUGUAAUGUUUGAAUUGGACAGGAUGCAGGCAUGAGGUUGGGAAGAUGAAAUGAAUUAGGAUAGUGGAGGUUGGGAGCGUCGACCACAGGUCUGUUUUUCAUGUCCAUGAAACGGCAUUCCAAAAUGUGCCUUAUUUGUUAGUUGGGAAAACAUUUUAGUGCUUUUGUGCUGUUGAGAGUUUGGUGAAUAAAAGUUAAAUUGAAUUACAA
Messenger RNA from Melanotaenia boesemani (Boeseman's rainbowfish), 5440 nucleotides. It is a transcript of the gene zcchc24, whose product is annotated as zinc finger, CCHC domain containing 24. The record is from RefSeq and is a predicted model, not a curated record. The coding region runs from base 250 to 969 and encodes 239 amino acids. The transcript is spliced from 4 exons. Gene Ontology annotation, molecular function: nucleic acid binding; zinc ion binding. Lineage: Eukaryota; Metazoa; Chordata; Actinopteri; Atheriniformes; Melanotaeniidae.